GUUUCACAGUAUAAAUACGCCCAUAUUUAUGGACCAAAUUAAGUUACUCCCACCAAAGGCAAAAACAACACAAAAAAAAAGAACAUUAUUGCAGAUUAAUUUGCUUUAUCUAAACAUCAUCUUACACUUAUUAGCUACAGAAACUAGCUUGAUUACCAUUAGAAAACAAAUGCCGAUCGUGAAUCAUAAAAACGUGACGAUGGCGGUGAGCAAGGAAAAGCUGAAAGGCUUAUUCAAGCAGUACGACAAGAAUGGAGAUGGCCUUUUAGACAAGAGUGAGUUGAAGGAGGCUUUCAAACGUCUCGGCGCGAUUCUACCGGGUUGGAGAGCUUCCCGCAGCCUACAGCACGCGGAUGCAAACGGAGAUGGAGUUAUCAGUGAAGAUGAACUCGUCGAGCUCGUCAAAUAUGCCCUUCAAUUUGGUUACACUGUCAAAUAGGUUGGAUGAAUAUGUAUGGUUAUAUGUCAUAUGUGUAUCUAGUGCUUUCAGUUUCCAAUAAGAAAGAACGUUUUAUAUAUAGGUUUUUAUUCUUUACAGUUGUGUGUUUUGUACUUAGUAGUUUUGGAUCGUGAAUCCGGCUACUCGUGCCUUAAUUUGAACAGAAAGGCACUUCUAUAUUAUUAAUAUGUUUUGGGC
This is a messenger RNA of Oldenlandia corymbosa var. corymbosa, 637 nucleotides long. The record is from the annotation of a GenBank genome assembly. NCBI's taxonomy places the organism in Eukaryota, Viridiplantae, Streptophyta, Magnoliopsida, Gentianales, Rubiaceae.